AGAUAAGGGCCAAUUGUUGUCGUAUUUGUUAUAUUAUUGCAAGGGAAAGGCCAGAACAGCAAUUGAAUCUUGCGUUUCUCUGCCCAGUGAUUUGGGCUAUGAUAGGGCUAAACGAAUUUUGUAUGAUUUAUUUGGUAAAGAACAUCUUGUUGCACGAGAACUAAUUAUUGAGUUAUUAAACCAUAAACCUGUCGGAGGAUCGGCUGACGUAUUAACUGACUUUGCGAUUAAGUUGCGUAAUGUAUGUAUAACGUUGAAGCAAAUGGGAUAUAUGUCUGACGUUAAUUCUACGGCUAAUUUGGAGGUAAUAGUUUCACGCCUACCACUAGAAUUGCAGAAUAAGUGGGUGGAAGUCGCCGAUAAGAUCAUGAUGCAUGGGAAGGAGCCGAGCUUUGAAGAAUUUGUGGUCUUUGUAGAAGAGAGGGCCAGAAUUCCCCGAACCCGUUAUGGUAGAUUAGUACAGUGUAACUCAAGGUUCGGUAAAAGGAAUUCUGAAGGCCAAGCUGAUAGAUCACGCUUUCAUGCAAUUAGACGAGACCCAAAUAGCUCAGUCAAGGUAUCACGUUGUGAAAUCUGCGAAGGUGAUCAUGAGGUGAUAAAUUGUCCAAGGUUAGCAAAAAUGAAUGUAAGAGAAAGGAGGCAGGAGGUAAGAAAAUGUGGUCUAUGUUACUUAUGUUUGAGGAAAGGUCACAUAGCUAUGACAUGCAACUCAGGCAUCAAGUGCGACGUUGAGGAUUGCAAGGUUAGACAUAAUUCAUUAUUGCAUAUUGGUGGUAUUGAUAACCAUGUGGUAAACCUAGCUAAGGAUUGGAACUCUUCAAAGGUUUGUUUGGGGAUCGUUCCAAUCAGACUAUACGGUCCCAAAGGAUGUUUAGAAACAUAUGCACUUCUAGAUAGUGGUUCGGACACUUCUCUUGUAUGUGAAGAAUUAAUUAAUCAGUUGGGUAUUAAAGGUAAAGAGACUUCGAUAAGGGUGGCGACUGUCAACGGAACUACCAAUUGUGAAUGCUUGGAGGUAAAUUUAGAGGUGUUUUCAUUAGAUGAACAAGGUUCUGUAAGGAUCAACAAAGUUUACACGACCAAGAAACUUCCGAUCGAUCAUGCAGCACCUUUAACCGAACUCCAACUGAAACGGUGGAAACAUCUUAAGGACAUAACCCUUCCGAGAUUGCAAAGUAAUUUUGUAGGAAUAUUGAUUGGGUGUGAUGCUCCGGAUGCACAUUGGGUCCUGGAACAACGUCUGGGGGACAGGAAGCAUCCGUUUGCUGUGCGUACUCAUCUUGGUUGGAUGAUUAUAGGUCCUAAGGGAGUAUCAAGGUCUCUACAUCAAGUUCAGUUGUGUCAUUGUUCCACCAAUGAUAUUUUGCGAGAUUUAGGAAGAUUAUAUGAUCAUGAGUUCGAGGAUACAGAUACGUUUCGUAAUGGAUAUUCUGUUGAAGAUAAAAAAGCUCUAGAAAUAGUUAGCAGUUCGUUUAGAUUGGAGGGUGGUCAUUUCCAAGUUGGUCUACCAUGGAAGUAUGAUAAGCCAAGACUACCGAAAAAUUUGGAACUGGCUGAACGCAGACUAGAAUCCUUAAGGAGGAGGUUUAUGAAAGAUAACAGUCUUUUGGAGAAAUAUCAAGUUGUGAUGAAUAAACAUUUAAGAAAGGGCUACAUCAUUGAAGCUAGUGAAGAGGGAUUUGACUAUGAUGCUGUUUGUUGGUAUAUUCCUCAUCAUCCUGUUAUCAACCCUAAAAGGCCUGGAAAAUUGAGAAUUGUUUUUGAUUGUGCGGCUGUCUAUCAAGGUUGUUCUCUUAAUGACCAGCUUUUGAGAGGACCGAAUACUGUAAAUAGUUUAAUUGGUGUACUUCUACGAUUCAGAUUAGGUAACGUAGCAUUAGCUGCUGAUAUCGAAGAGAUGUUUCUUCAAGUAAAGAUUCCGAGACAAGACAGGGGAGCAUUUCGUCUAUUGUGGUGGGAAGACGGUGAUAUACGACGAACGGCUAAGGCAAGAGCAGCCUCCUCGAAGGUCCAAACUAUACCGCGCUUGGAACUUACGGCAGCAGUUUUGACAGCUCGCAUGGGAUCCCAGCUGCAGUCAGAAUUAGAUAUUAAGUUUGCAGAGGUUAAUUUUUGGACGGAUUCUAUGAUUGUCUUACACUAUAUUAGAAAUGAGAAAAGCCAGUUUAAAACAUUCAUAGCAAAUCGAAUUUCGACUAUUCAGAGUCUUACUAAGGUGGACCAAUCGAGAUUCGUACCUUCUAAAGAAAACAUAUCAGACUUUGCAUCCAGAGGGGUCAAGUUUGACAUUGAUGAUGUCAAGGUAUGGAAGGAGGGUCCACGUUUUCUCAAGAAGCCGAAGGAGUGUUGGCCUGCCGCUGAUGUACAAGGUCCUGACCCUCAUCUAUUGGAAAUAAAGAAAGCAAUGUCGGCGCAUGUAAUGGCUGAAAAAUCCACUGUUGAUCAACUUAAUAAUUAUUAUUCAGAUUGGACUAGAUUACUUAAGGCUGUUGCGUGGUUAACCCGAUUUAAGCGAUAUUUACUGGUAAUGCGUUCUGGUAGAACUGAUCUGUCUCAACAGGUGGGUAUGCUUAGAUUUGAUGGGUUAAAUUUCGCUUGUUUAGAUUUAAUUCUAUAUGUCCAACGCAUAGUAUUUCGGAAAGAGAUUGAAAUGUUAUCGUCUGAUACCAGUAGUAAGGUGAAGAUAACGAAUUCACCGUUACGAACUUUAAAUCCAAUGAUGAUUGGAAGAUGGGCUUUAUGUUCUGCGGACUCAAAUAGUUGUUUGUGUGUGAUUAUGCAAUGGUGCCUGAAGCCAUGUGUUAUGGUUAUUCAUUUUCUAAAAGAACUAGAAGGGUCCAAUGUUACGAUUUGGAAUCAGAAUAGAGAGUUCGCAGUAAAUAAAGGAAUUAAUGGAUUGGUCCUCUAUACGUGUUUAUAUAUCCAUAUUUACGUUAGUGUAUAUGAGCUUCUAUGGAGGAUGAAGCAUUUUGUUAGAUGGUUGAUAUUGCGAUUGUUUAUGUUGGCGCAAAUAUUUUGGAAACGUUUGUCUAAGGAAUAUGUUUCAUUGUUGCAACUUAGACACAAAUGGACUCAACCAGAGAUGAACAUAGGAGAGAGUAACUUGGUGGCGACAUGUACUGGGUUUUUAGAGAAAGACAAAUGGUUAUUAGGUCUGGUAAUGAAAGUGACACCUAAUAGUGAUAGGUUAAGACCGAUGGAGUUGCGGACAAGCGUAGGGAUCUUGGUAAGAGAUAUUAGAAAACUGCGUCUAGAAGUUGUAGAUAUUAGAUAGCUACUCGGAUCCCUAGGCGUACUGGUGUAAGUCCUAGGGAUCACGAGAUUGUUGGUAUAUUGAGUGUUUGUUGUUGAUUGUUUGUGAUGCAUAUACUUGGAUUCUUGUUGUUUAUUUAUUUGUCUGAAAAGAACCAAGGUUCUUUUGGUCGGGAGUGUUACGGGAGAACUGAAGACAUUUGGCGGAUUAAAACCUUUUAUUGUACAUUAAUAAUUUACUGUGCUUUUGGAUGUAAUUGUUUUACUUAACUUUUGAACUUGUUUGUUUAUAUCAUUACUUCGGACAUUUUGGUUUGUCUUUGGUUUGGUAUUUUGGUGCUCUCUUUGUCUUUGGUUUGGUAUUUGGGAGUUUUGCUCCGGGAACCUACAAAAUUGAAGGUUUGUUUUGUAAUUGUUAUAAUUAUUGUUAUUAGAACGACAUUUGGUCGAUUACUUGUGAAUUACGAAUACAUUUGGUAUCU
Schistosoma curassoni is the source of this 3734-nucleotide messenger RNA. NCBI's taxonomy places the organism in Eukaryota, Metazoa, Platyhelminthes, Trematoda, Strigeidida, Schistosomatidae. The record is from the annotation of a GenBank genome assembly.